AGGGACCGCAGACACGCCUGGCACCCUUUGUGGCAGAAGUAUUGCUUUGUAUGUGGAACGAUGGAAGCACUGUCUACUGCAACGAGCCACAUUUAGUUUUUCGAAAUGCCGCAAAACCAAAAUAACCCUCGCCGCUUCGUGGUUGCAACGCGGGCGAAGCCGCAUUUAUCGGGGUUCCGUGGGAGCGGUGACGUGCGCCAGCUCAAGUGACCCUCAUUUGCAACGACGAGGUAAGAGCGUGAACUGUCACUUGGUUAAUCUCCACCCGCUUGAUUUUUUUGCAGAAGCCAAGUUGGCUUAUUUUUGAUUCGGUCGCGUUUGUCCGUAGUUGUCCCAUUCAUUAAGACAUAAAGCACUCGCCCAUUCGGUGCCCUCCUGUUCCGCCAAACUGACCCCGGAAGUCUCGGCUGACCGGCACGUUCGGGGUAGCGAAGCUGCCUGCAGUCACGUGUUCGCCCUGCGACAUUCUGACGCAGUUACGGUCGUAUUUCAAGUAAUUAGCCCCUGAAUUGGGCCACUUGUUCAAAUCUCCAGAAACUUCCACGACGAAUAUCCUGGUACCAGACCAGGAAAUCAACUCGAGGGCUCCUUCCCUCGCCAGAUACUAUUCCUCAACACAUCGAACGCUGCGUUGCCAGUAUGGAAUCCGUUGUGCUCCGAGCCAUCUGGCUCACCGUCCUCAUAGGCGGAAUGCUGCCUUGCAUCGCAUCCGAGAUAACUGAACCAACGAUGACCACAAAUCCGGAUUUCACGGUCACGAUCCCCAAAGGCGGACUUCCUCAGGAUGUCGAGGAAGUCUUUUUUCUCCAGCCGUCUCAGAUCCUUCGUGUCAUUGACGAAACGACCAAAGCCGUCUACAUGCCCCAGAAGAACACUGAGUCUGAAAGGUCUUCUCAGGAAACCCGCGCUACCCCGGAAGCUCCUUCGACAGAAAUCUACAGCACCGCGUACGCAUUCGUCAAUGGGGAGUGCGACUUCAAAAAGGAGAUCGAGUACAAGGAAGCGUUUCUCGGGUACGCGACGCCAUUGUGGGUUCGUACUGCUUCGGGUGCACCGGAGGCGAGAGGAUCCUCGUCGGCGGCGGUUGUGACUUACACAUUGACGAACCCUCCUGCAGCGUAUUUGAGCCAGUCUGUGAGUUUCUGCGUGAGAUUCAAGACAUCCCUAGCUUCAGGAACAAGCUCGCCUACCACUACAUCAACCACUGCGACGACGUCAUUAGAAGACGUGUCAAAACCUCCCGCGUCAACACCAGUGAAUCCUGAUUCCCCUCCGACUCCCCCACAAUCAUCCGAUGAUCAAGACACUGGUGAUGAGGCUCCAGAAGAAAACCCUGAUGAAGGAGAAGAGCCCCAAUCACACAGCGGAACAAGCGGAACAGUUACUGUGCCCACCACCCCGAGUUCGGGGUUGACGUCACCUGGGGCGUCAGGGCAGUCCACAGACUCGUCAGGGACUGGUAAAGCAGAUGGCACCACGACACCUCCCACAAUACAAAACGAAGAGAGCAUGGGAGGUUCGGUUACAUCACCCGAAAACACAAUCAGAGGUGAACCUACAGUGUCAGAGCCUACAAACACAGAACCUUCCCAGAAUAGCGUGACACCGUCUAGCAAGCCAGGCCAUCUCCAGGAUGGUGUCCACGAUAACAAGGUUACUGAAUUCGAAGACUCCAAGCCACAAAAUGAGAAAGCAAAUGAACAUGAGAGUGAGCUCGCCGGACGUGGGUCUGGGGGAUCUUUUACUGCAGAGCAAGACGAACACGGACACGAAGACGUCGUCAGUGGGCCGAAAGACACAGCUGCUACUGAGGCACUCGGAAAAGUGGAGAACGUAGAAAGUGCUGAGCAGCAGGAGGGAAAACAGAGCAACAAAGGUGCUCUUGCUUCUGGGACCCCUACAGCAGAUGAAAAGGCGCCCGUGAGGCGGCUGUCUGGAACAAGCACUACGAAAGAGGCAUACUUGACUAUCGUCGUACAUUCUUCUGCGUGGGGCUUGGUAGGCAGAGUGGGAGCAAUCUCGGUUUAUGUGCUGUUCAUUACAGCUGCCCUGUCGUUCACAGUCUAGUAAUGUGUGCCGCACACAGUGAUGCCGGUUUUGGAGCGCCAACGAAGAAUGCUAUACAAUGAAAAAGGCUAUAAUGUUGCAUCGUUGGCAGGUGCCGCGGAAUGAAUGGCUUGUAGUUACAACUGGUGACUGAUAAGGUACCUGUUUUUGUAGCUUCAUGUCAGCUUCAAGGCAAAACUUAUCACGAACGGACGACUGUUGCCAACACGGUAGACCCAUUCUUUGUGAAGGCACUGAAACGCAUCUGCCUUCUUCACGCUCCUGUUCGGGGUCGAAAAGAUGCUUUUCGUAUGGAUAUCAGUUACUUCUGGCUCAUACGCUCGUGUUGAUGAGACAUCAGUAGUUGCCGAUUCUGUGCUGACAGACUUAUUGCGAAGAUACGUGGAAAG
Molecule: messenger RNA, 2456 nt
Organism: Toxoplasma gondii ME49
Lineage: Eukaryota; Apicomplexa; Conoidasida; Eucoccidiorida; Sarcocystidae
Product: Toxoplasma gondii family A protein
Exons: 1
Coding region: 640-2067 (475 amino acids)
Source: RefSeq, a predicted model, not a curated record